Ambispora gerdemannii is the source of this 781-nucleotide messenger RNA. The record is from the annotation of a GenBank genome assembly. NCBI's taxonomy places the organism in Eukaryota, Fungi, Glomeromycota, Glomeromycetes, Archaeosporales, Ambisporaceae.
AUGGGCGCUUUAAUCUCGUUAUUAAUGUCAAAGUUUGGCCUUUUGAAUAAAGAUUUGAGGGUUGUAAUGAUUGGUCUUGAUGCAGCAGGGAAAACGACUAUCCUAUAUAAAUUAAAACUAGGAGAAACAGUAACCACUAUUCCGACUAUCGGUUUUAAUGUCGAGACAGUCACGAUCAAUAAAUUAAAUUUGACAAUUUGGGAUAUAGGAGGCCAAGAUGUAAUUCGUCCACUCUGGAGACACUACUUUAAUUCCGUAAAAGCCUUAAUAUUCGUAAUCGACUCUUCAGAUCGGUCUCCAGAACGAAUUGAGAAGGCUCGAACAGAAUUAAAUUGGUUAUUGACAGAGGAAGAAUUGCGCGAUACUGUAUUUCUAGUGUUUGCCAACAAACAAGAUUUACCAAAUGCGAUGAGUGUUCAAGAAGUGACACGUGUCUUGAAAUUGGAAAAUUUGAGAGGAAGAAAAUGGUUUGUUCAGGGAACUUGUGCGACUAGUGGAUAUGGAUUAUUGGAUGGAUUUCAGAAAAAACUUUGUGGAAAUCUUCCUGCUCAACAACUAAUAUUGGAAACUAUCGGAAACCAUUUGAAUAAAGCUAACGCUAAUACAACAAUUGAUCAACAAAACUCGGAAGUCUAUAUCGAUCUAUACAAACCUACUGAUAAACAAUAUCGACUCAUUGUAGCAAGUUUAUUAGAAUGGAUAGUUGAAGAUUUGCAACCACUUAAUGUCGUCAAUACUCCAACAUUUAUUAAUAUUAGACAAUCGAUUUUCUAUGCCAUGU